AUGCCAAGGUAUCCCUUCAGUUACAUCCUCGCUAGCCACAGAAUCCUCGAAGACUCGCUACCGUAUACCAUUCCCACACUCAUAACAAGGAAACAGCAUUUCAUAGCUGCGGAUGGACCGUUAUACUUGUUUGCAAGAUAUAUUGGGGAGAAGAAAAGGAAAGAGGAAAGGAGGGAAAAGAGCGUGCUGGAAGAGACAAUAGAAGAUAAGGAGGAGGACGUGGCGUAUGAUGCGGGAAGUGAGAAUUCGGAUGGAAUUGAAGAAGGCGAAAUCGUGGAGGAGGUGGGGGAAGCUGAUGAGGAGAUUAUCGAGUGCGAUAAAGCGAGGAAAAGGAGCACCUUCUUCAUCCACGCCACGUUCGGGAGUGACGCUAGUGAUCCGAGUUAUAAGCAACAAAGUGACAGCUGCCACGGAACGGAGAGUGACGAGAGCUAUGGAUUUUACAGCACUGACUCCGCGUACGAGAGUCUUGAAAGCUCCGACUCAGAUUCGAAUGCGAAGAAGGGUGGAAUUCCCGCAAAUGGCCUACCGACUCCAAGUACGAUGGCACAGAGCGAGGAGGAGGAGGACAGCAAGAUGGGGGCAGAGGGCAAAAUAGUUGAUUUCGAAAAUCCGUUUCUGAUUGAAGAGUUGAAGUGGUUGAUUGAGAUGGGGUUUGGAGCCAGAAGGGUUUUCGAUGGGGUGGAGUGGUGGUUUGAUGGGUUUCGAGGGCCGGAGUCCAAGAAUGGUCAACGCGGCAACAGCGCCUGGAAACCUGCACCAACUUUACCGACCGAUCAUACGUCCAUCGAAGAUUUCAAAAGUGCAAAUGUCAAGCAUCUGGCUGGCGAAAGGUGGUUUCAAAGCACCUUCUCGAACAAGAACAGAAAGAUCCCAAGAGUCUUCCGGGAUGUCGGCGGGCCUUGUCUAACCCGUCCGGGGCCGAUUCGCGAUUUUCCCCUGCUCAUGCCGCACAUGGCCAUGGUUCCCCGCCUCGAGUUCAAUUGGGAUUUCUGCUGCAGAUAUCAAUGGCCACCGUUACGCGCUGCCUGCACUCGCCCUGCUUCCACGUCAGAGUGGGACAAGCUGCUAAGCGGUUGGGUCUUUGCAACAAAGGAUCCUCCUGUUGGUGAAUGGGGUCCUUCGUUCCUCUUUUUGUUUCCCCUCUCCUUCGUUCUCAAUCCCUCAACUCGGCCGCGAUUGACCAUGAAAUCCUCAAUACUGUUCAGCGUCGCUGCUGCGUCAACCGCGUAUGCAGCGGUAGUAGUCGAAUCACGUCAAGCGUCGAAUUGGACAGUGGGACAAACGGUCAAGACAACGAGUGGAUCUGUUGCUGGCCAUGCCGCAUUGAAUCAGACAGAAGUGUCUGAAUACCUAGGGAUUCCAUUCGCUCAGCCGCCGGUUGCAGAUUUGAGAUUCGAGGCGCCAGUCAAAUACACCGGAAAUACUGAAUUGAGCGGUUUGAGCUAUGGACCGUCUUGUCCGGUUGCGAGCUCAACUCGCCAGCUUACUCCAGCGUCUUUAGCGUCUGCGAACGUCACGGCGACUGGAAUAGAAUACUUUACCAUUUUCAGCUCGCCCAACUCGACCUUCAGCGAGGAUUGCUUGUAUGUGAAUGUGUGGACGAAGCCGCAAACUGGGGAACAGAAGAAGGCGGUCUUGGUGUGGAUAUACGGUGGUGCGUUUACAAGUGGAAGCUCCGCCAAUUCUGGAUACAAUGGCGCAAAUCUUGCGGAGCAGGAAGACGUUAUUGUUGUAUCUUUCAACUACCGAUUGAGCAUUCUUGGAUUCCCUGGAAACCCUAAUGGCACGGCCAAUGUCGCUUUGUUGGACCAGAGAAUGGCCAUUGAAUGGGUUAGAGAUAACAUCGAGAACUUCGGAGGCGACAAGUCUAGAAUCACCAUCUUCGGCCAAUCCGCAGGAGGUGUCUCGGUUGAUCUGUAUUCCUACGCAUACAGUUCCGACCCUAUCGCGGCUGGCUUCAUCCCUGAGUCGGGAACCGUUUUCAGCUGGGGCUUACCGAACACUAAGGCAGCUGCUGCUUCAGGUUGGUAUACGGUAGCAAACAAUUUAGGUUGUGGUAAUUCCUCGACCGAUUCUACCGCAAUACUUUCUUGCAUGCGUUCCAAGAACAGUACUGCUCUGCUUGCUGCUAUUCCAACAGCGACUGGUACCGCCGGAAUUCUUGGUUACUUUGGCCCUACCGUGGAUAAUACUAUUGUGUUCUCGAAUUACACUGGAAGAACACCUGCCAACGUUCCUGUGCUGCUCGGAAAUAAUGAUUACGAGGCUGGCCUAUUCAGAGUCCAGUUCGGUCUUAACAACCUCACACUUCCUGAUCGUUUCUGGAACGCGUUUGAUCUUCAAGAGUUCACUUGUCCCGCGGGUAUCAGAGCCAACGUCUCUGCAGCAGCCAAGAUCCCUACGUGGAGGUAUCGGUAUUUGGGAGUCUGGGACAACACUGCGCUCUCUCCUCAAUCAGGAGCUUACCACGGCGCCGAGAUUCCAGUCCUAUUCAAUACCGCACCAACCAACCCACCAGCAUCCGAGGAAUACGUUGCUGUUGGAAACUACAUGCGUGGCGCCUGGGCUGCGUUUGCCAAAGACCCCGUUGAAGGACUGACCAAAUACGGAUGGCCAUCGUACAGCAGUACCUCUGACAGCUUAGUCAGACUGGCCUACCAAAACAUGACUGGUACCAAUGCUGUUAAUCCGUCACUGUACGACGCCAGAUGUAUAUACGCCAACGUUUCAAGUACGGAUCCAGCAGGCUUUUUGGCGAUUCCGGAGUAUGCCACUCCAAGCCAAACACCUUCAAGCACACCCUCAAGUACGCCGUCAUCUACAGGGAGUGCUCCACCAACUGCAAGUACCAAUGCAGGAACAAAAUCCUCGGCAUCUUUAAGCGCGGUGCUCAUGGGGGCUGCAAUGCUGUACCUCCUAUAA
Glarea lozoyensis ATCC 20868 is the source of this 2925-nucleotide messenger RNA. RefSeq names its product alpha/beta-Hydrolase. The coding region runs from base 1 to 2925 and encodes 974 amino acids. The record is from RefSeq and is a predicted model, not a curated record. The transcript has 5 exons. Lineage: Eukaryota; Fungi; Ascomycota; Leotiomycetes; Helotiales; Helotiaceae.